Cinclus cinclus is the source of this 1543-nucleotide messenger RNA. It is a transcript of the gene ANXA10, whose product is annotated as annexin A10. The coding region runs from base 1 to 975 and encodes 324 amino acids. NCBI's taxonomy places the organism in Eukaryota, Metazoa, Chordata, Aves, Passeriformes, Cinclidae. Gene Ontology annotation, molecular function: calcium ion binding; calcium-dependent phospholipid binding. Gene Ontology annotation, cellular component: cytoplasm. The record is from RefSeq and is a predicted model, not a curated record. The transcript has 12 exons.
AUGUAUUGUGGAGAUUAUACACAAGGAACGAUUCUUCCUGCUCCAAAUUUUAACCCUAUAAUGGAUGCCCAGUUGCUAGGAGGAGCCCUACAGGGAAUUAGCUGUGAAAAAGAUGUGUUGAUUGAAAUCCUAACUCAGCGUUGCAACUCCCAGCGGCUCAUGAUUGCCGAGGCAUACAGAGACAUGUACAGCAGGGAUCUGAUAACAGACCUAAAAGAGAAUCUCUCUCAUCACUUUAAAGAAGUUAUGGUUGGCUUGAUGUAUCCACCUGCCUCCUAUGAUGCCCAUGAGCUUUGGCAUGCCUUGAAGGGAGUAGACACAGAAGAAAAAUGUCUAAUUGACAUAUUGGCCUCAAGAUCAAAUAUGGAGAUCUUCCAGAUUAAAGAAGCCUACCUAAUGCAAUAUAAUACUGAUCUUCAACAAGAUAUCGAUUCUGAGACUUCAGGUCACUUCAGAGAUACACUCAUGAACCUUGCCCAGGGGACAAGGAUGGAAGGAUAUGCAGACCCUUCUACAGCUGCUCAGGAUGCAAUGAUUCUAUGGGAGGCAUGUCAGCAGAAGACAGGCGAACACAAAAACAUGCUGCAAAUGAUUCUCUGCAACAAGAGCCACCAGCAGUUGUGGAUGGUUUUCCAGGAGUUCCAAAGUAUCUCUGGGCAAGACAUAGUGGAUGCCAUUAAUGAAUGUUAUGAUGGAUACUUUCAAGAAUUACUGGUUGCAAUAGUUCUCUGCAUUCGUGACAAACCUUCUUACUUUGCUUACAGGCUGUAUAAUGCAAUUCACGACUUUGGGUUUCACAAUAAAACAGUUAUUAGGAUUCUCAUUGCCAGGAGUGAGAUAGACUUGAUGAACAUACGCCAGCGAUACAAGGAGAGAUAUGGGAAAUCACUCUUCCAUGACAUUAAACAUUUUGCUUCAGGGCAUUACGAGAGUGCUUUACUUGCUAUCUGUGCUGGUGACACAGAAGAUUAUUAAGAAGAUGAACUCUGAAGGUGGUGCAAACCCAUUUUAAAUAGAAAUUGAAGCUAUAUGCAAUGCACUAACUGUAAGAGAUCCCUAUUUUACAUAACAGAACGGCAAAAUUUGUACUGUACAUUUGCUAAUAUUAAAUAUUUCUUGAGACAGAAAAAGAUGUUGGCAGGAACAUGGUUUUAUCCCUAGUUCUAAUUAAUAUUUCCGGUUUUAUGAUUGAUGUAAAUUAAUGGAGCAAGUGGUAAAAUUACUCCAUGUAAGCACUUAUUUAUCAUUUAUUGUCACAACAUCCCAAACAUUUAUCAGCAUGCUCUGGAAGAAUUUGUUCACUUCCACAUGGGGGAGAAAAAAUAUUUUAUUUACUUUUAGCAAGAUUUCUUCCUUUUCUUCUUUUUAUACCUCAUAUUUUAUGCUCUUAAACAUUAUUGUUUUAGUUAUUAUCCGACUAAUCAUCUGCUCUCAUCUAUUAUCAGUCACUCACCAGAGUGCUUUUGUAUUCUCUUUUACAUAGCUCACAUAGUUAAUGGCCUUUAAGAGGUUCCAGAGGAUUAAAAUCUGAAUUCCAUUUUUA